This is a messenger RNA of Geodia barretti, 1836 nucleotides long. Lineage: Eukaryota; Metazoa; Porifera; Demospongiae; Tetractinellida; Geodiidae. The record is from the annotation of a GenBank genome assembly.
AUGACGACGGCCAUCAUCUUUCCCGGUCAGGGCUCCCAGACGGUCGGCAUGGGCCGCGACCUUCACGAUGCGUUUCCGGCCGCCCGCGCGGUGUUUCAGGAGGUCGACGAGGCCCUCGGCGAGAGCCUUUCCCGCCUCAUGUUCGAGGGUGAGGAGAGCGAGCUCACGCUCACCCGGAACGCGCAGCCCGCGCUCAUGGCGGUGUCGGUCGCGGUGAUGCGCGCACUCGAGGCCGAGGGCGCCUGGCGGCUCAGGGAGCGCGCCGCCUUCGUGGCCGGCCAUUCGCUUGGCGAAUACACCGCGCUUGCCGCUGCGGGGUGCCUGGCGCUGGCGGACGCCGCGCGCCUGCUCCGCCUGCGGGGCGAGGUCAUGCAACAGGCGGUCCCGGUGGGCGCCGGCACCAUGGCUGCGCUGAUCGGCGCCGAUCUCGCGCAAGCCGCCGCGAUCGCCGAGGAGGCCGCCUGCGGCGAGGUCUGCGUGGUCGGCAACGACAAUGCGCCGGGGCAGGUCGUCAUCAGCGGCGCCACGUCUGCGGUGGAGCGCGCGGUGGCGCUUGCGCCGGAUCACGGCAUCAAGCGCGCCGUGAUGCUGCCGGUGAGCGCACCCUUCCACUCGCCGCUGCUGGCACCGGCGGCGGAGACCAUGGCGGCGGCGUUCGAGGAGGUCCCGUUCAUGCCGCUUGCCGUCCCCGUCGUUUCCAACGUGACCGCCCGGCCGGUCCACGAGGCGUCCGACGUGCCGGCGCUGCUCGUGCGUCAGGUGACGGCCAUGGUCCGCUGGCGCGAGAGCGUGCUUUACAUGGCGGGCGAGGGCGUGGACACGCUGAUCGAGAGUCGGCGCCGGCCGGGUGCUCACCGGGCUUGCGCGGCGUAUCGACCGGGCGCUCGGCGCAAGCGCGGUCGGCACCGUCGCCGACGUCGAUGCCCUGCUGGGGCAGACGGCUUAGGCGCGGCAGGCAGCGGCAGCAGGGAGCGGCAAGGGAUGUUCGAUCUGUCGGGAAAGGUGGCGCUGGUCACGGGCGCAUCGGGCGGUAUCGGCGGAGCCAUCGCCGAGGCCCUUCACCGCCAGGGGGCGGCAGUGGCGCUCUCCGGCCGGCGCGCGGAUGCGCUGGAGGCGCUGGCUGCGCGGUUGGGCGAGGGCGCCCAUGCGGUGCCCUGCGAUCUCGCCGAUCGCGCCGCCCUCGCGGCCCUGCCCGAGCGGGCGGCGGAGGCGGCGGCUGCGCCCGCCAUCCUCGUCCAUUGCGGCGGCAUCACCCGCGACGGUCUCGCGCUCCGCAUGAAGGACGAGGACUGGCAGGAGGUCCUGGACGUCAAUCUCAGCGCCGGCUUCGUGCUCGCCCGCGCCUGCCUGCGCGGCAUGCUCCGCCAGCGUUGGGGGCGGCUCAUCUUCAUCACCUCGGUGGUGGGCACGACCGGCAAUGCCGGGCAGGCCAACUAUGCCGCCUCCAAGGCUGGCCUCGCGGGGAUGGUGAAGGCGCUCGCCGCCGAGGCAGCGGCGCGCGGCGUCACCGCCAACUGCGUCGCCCCCGGAUUCAUCGAGACGGCGAUGACCGACGCGCUGGCGGACGCGCAGAAGGAGGCCCUGCUCGCCACGAUCCCCGCCGGGCGCUUCGGCGAGGGGAGCGACGUGCCGCCGCCUGCGUCUACCUCGCGAGCGAGGAGGCCCGCUACGUCACCGGGCAGACGCUCACGUCAACGGCGGCAUGGCCAUGAUCUGAACCCGGCGCGCCGCCGCUUGGCCAUUUCUUAUUCUACGGCACCUGUUUGCGUCCGGGCCUGCCGGCACGUAUCGCGAUCACGCCGGCUGCGACGAUCAGCACCGCGCCGCCUGCCAUGA